This is a messenger RNA of Nylanderia fulva, 639 nucleotides long. Lineage: Eukaryota; Metazoa; Arthropoda; Insecta; Hymenoptera; Formicidae. The record is from RefSeq and is a predicted model, not a curated record.
AUGGCGGCGCAUAUCCUCGCGGGGGUCCCACCACUGAACCUCCUGGCAGAGAUGUACUCCAAAUUGUACCGACGUACAAAGGAAAUCCGCCGGGGGGUUCCCAAAGGGGCCUCCGAGGAAUUGGACCGCGAAGUCGAGGUGGCCAGGUCCCAAGCCUGGCGGUCUCUAAUGGCGCAGUGGCAGCGCCAACUGGCCGAUUACGGCCACUUGGAGAUCGUCAGGGCCGUCCAACCCGUCUUCGAUAGAUGGAUGGACGGCAGCCGUGGUCUCACUUACGAGAUGUCACAGAUACUCUCCGGGCAUGGUUGCUUCGGAGAGUAUCUGUUCCGGAUCGGUCGCAAGUCCGCGCCAACGUGUCGCGCGUGCAACUCCGUGCCGGACUCCGUCGCUCAUACACUACAAGAGUGCCCCGCCUGGGCGGAGGAGCGACGCGAGCUCCGGGCGGAGUUGCGGGUGGGCUACCUCACGAUACCGGCUAUCGUUGAUGCGAUAGCCGUGGAUGAAGACAUUGUGAUCAACAUCUCUAAUGACGUCUCUGAUGACAAGAUGGAAGUGGAGGUCAUCACGAUCUCUGAUGACGAGGAAAAGAAGAAGACGACGAAUAUGACAUAUACGACCCUGUGUACUACAGGCAGGUGA